UCAGCCGUCUGAGGGGCCUGCCUCUGGGAAAGCAACACCCCCCUGUCCCCCGGUUUCCUCCAACUGAACCAGAACACGUCAACUUCCCCUGCAGCGGCGCUCUCCCCUGCGUUUAAGUUGAGUUGUUGGUGAAAGUUGCGGUGAAGUUUGUCUACAGGGACAACAUGCGCUCCUUAGCGGGACUAGCUGUCAUUGUGGCGGCGGCGAGCGUCUCCCUCUACCUGCUGUCCAAACACCUUCCCCCGGGACGGAGCCAGCUCCAGCUGCAGGAGGGCGAGGCCGAGCAGGAGAACAGGUUGAAGUUCCCUUCAGACUUAGAGUCUCUGCGGGAACUCGCCAACACGCUAAAGUUUUACAAGACGGAAAACUAUGGCUACGUUCUGCUGCUGUUCUGUAGCGCAUACCUUUAUAAACAGUCCUUCGCCAUACCUGGCUCGUCCUUCCUGAACAUGUUGGGUGGGGCGAUAUUUGGACCUUGGGUGGGUCUGAUAUUGGCCUGCUUGCUCUCCACUUUUGGCUCCACAUUCUGCUUCCUGCUGUCCUCGACGUUUGGGAAGCAGUAUGUGGUUUACUUCUUCCCUGACAAGGUGGCUCUGCUGCAGAUGAAGGUGGAAGAGAACCGUAGCAGCUUAUUCUUCUUCCUGCUUUUCCUUCGUUUCUUCCCCAUGACUCCUAACUGGUUCCUUAACAUCACCUGUCCUGUCCUCAACAUCCCUAUAUCCAUUUUCUUCUUCUCUGUAUUAAUAGGUUUGAUCCCGUAUAACUUCAUCUGUGUCCGUACGGGCUCCAUUCUGUCCCAGAUCUCCUCUCUGGACGACAUUUUCUCCCUGGGGACCCUGGCUCAGCUCCUGGCUAUCGCCCUCAUGGCCCUACUGCCCGGAGCACUGAUCAAACACUACGGCAGAGCUCACCUCAAGGUGGACGGCGUCGACAGUAAUGGCACCAGUCAGGUGGAAAUCAGCCAGGAUAGGAAGAGAAGAUGACUGAAAGAUGAGAAAGGGACUAAAUACUAAAAGAACUCAGGUGGGGAAAGAAACCACUAGAUGAAAGCAUGCGACCUUUAAUCCACGCCAGAAGUGAGAUUUCUCUAAGGUCACUGUGGAGACUCAAGACAUUCAGGCCGAUAAUUGUUAUGACCUUAUGCUCUUAUCCGGUUACGUUUAGUCCUUUUCAAAGGUUCAUAAAUUAAGUGAAAUAUUAAAAUGGAAAAGUUAUUAUAAAGUUUCCUGAAGUGGGAUUUAAAAUCCCUUUGGGUUUGCUUUAGGAAAAUCCCAUUAGAGGUCACUGAAGCUAAGACUUCAUCCUAAACGCAAAGAAUAAAAAUCAAAUUUUCCAGAAAUUGAUGAUUAUCUCUUAAAGAGAAAAGAUCAACCGUCCGCCUGGAGACGAUCAA
Molecule: messenger RNA, 1393 nt
Organism: Cyprinodon tularosa
Lineage: Eukaryota; Metazoa; Chordata; Actinopteri; Cyprinodontiformes; Cyprinodontidae
Product: transmembrane protein 41A-B-like
Exons: 5
Coding region: 165-983 (272 amino acids)
Source: RefSeq, a predicted model, not a curated record